Lates calcarifer (barramundi perch) is the source of this 2294-nucleotide messenger RNA. Its product is annotated as claudin-18. Gene Ontology annotation, cellular component: bicellular tight junction; plasma membrane. The record is from RefSeq and is a predicted model, not a curated record. The transcript is spliced from 2 exons. NCBI's taxonomy places the organism in Eukaryota, Metazoa, Chordata, Actinopteri, Centropomidae. Gene Ontology annotation, molecular function: structural molecule activity. Gene Ontology annotation, biological process: bicellular tight junction assembly; cell adhesion. The coding region runs from base 130 to 1563 and encodes 477 amino acids.
AACAAAACCCGAAAGCAAGUGGGCAAUAAAAACCACUACCCGCUCCUUUGUCUCUCUCACAAGUGAAUUACUCCGUCUCUGAGCGACACACAGUCUUACCUCUUUGACGAGAUCAACAGAGCUUCAAGCAUGGUGUCCGGUGGAAGACAGAUUCUGGGUACGGCCCUGGCCCUCAUCGGCUUUCUGGGGAGUAUCAUCAUCUGCGCUCUUCCCACGUGGAAAGUCACAGCCUUCAUUGGUGCCAACAUUGUCACAUCUCAGGUGAUCUGGGAAGGCUUGUGGAUGAACUGUGUGACACAGAGUACAGGCCAGAUGCAGUGCAAGGUCUAUGACUCUCUCCUGGCCUUACCUCAGGACCUGCAGGCUGCCAGGGCACUGGUCGUCAUCGCCAUCAUCACUGGGGUCUUUGGGAUCCUUCUCGCUGUGGUUGGGGGAAAGUGCACCAACUUCGUGGAGGACGAAAGGCAGAAGAGCAAAGUGGCCAUCGCUGCUGGGAUCGUCUUCAUCGUCGCAGGCCUUUUGGUGCUCAUCCCUGUCUGCUGGACCGCCAACACCAUCAUUCGUGAUUUCUACAACCCUGUCCUGACCAACGCUCAGAGGAGGGAACUCUACACCAUGGCCUCGAUGGGGAUGCAGAUGCUGGCCAGCGCCCUGUGCCUCCUGGGUUGGGCAGGGGUCAUCAUCAGUUGCAUACUGCCCAUGUGGAAGGUCACGGCCUUCGUGGGCAGCACCAUCGUCACCUCCCAGACCAUCUGGGAGGGCAUCUGGAUGACCUGUGUGGUCCAGAGCACGGGGCAGAUGCAGUGCAAACCCUACGACUCCCUCCUCGCCCUCGGCGGUGACCUGCAGGCCGCCAGGGCUCUCACCGUCCUCGCCAUCGCCACGGGUGGCAUAGGCCUCAUUCUGGCCUUUGUCGGAGGGAAGUGCACCCGUUUCUUGGAUGAAAAAGGAGUCGGGGUUAAGGGCAAGGUGGCCGUAGCAGCGGGAGCAGUGUUGAUUGUCACAGGGCUGCUGUGUUUGAUCCCCACGUCUUGGGCAGCUGGGGCGGUGGUGAGGAAGUUCUACAGUGCCUCCAUAGAUGCUCAGCGGAGAGAGAUCGGAGCCUGUCUCUACAUUGGGUGGGGAGCAUCCCUAUUGCUCAUCCUGGGAGGGGGUUUGUUCAUCAGCUCUGCGUGCCCCAUCAAAGCCCAUGACACAGACAAGAACCCUUCCGUCCGCUACCUGGUGGUCCGCUCCUCCAACGGGUCCAGGCCGCCGUCAGCAAGGUCCCUGCCCGCCGGAGCAGGGUUUCCCCGCUCUCAAAGCGUGGGAGCGUCCACUAAGUCUCAGCUGUACACAAGCCCUCCCUGGGAGCACGAGCUGGAUCAGAGCUUCAGGCAGGAGUCAGAAAACUCAUGGGCACCGUCAACAAAGUCUCUGAAGAGGCCAGAUUCCACAAAAUCUGAAAAAAGUGAGGCGUUGUCUACAAAGUCUCAGCUGGAAAAAGCAGAAAUGGAGAAUUUAUCGACAGUCAACAGUGAUAAUGAGGACGCAUCCUCAAAUCCAGCAAAGACAUACCUAUAACAUGGGCACACAAACACACAAAUGCAACACACAUACUGUAUAUAUGUACUUAACUUUACAUGAAAUAGAGCGGUUUUACGUACUAAGAGUUAUUUAGAGGGAGUUGUUUACUUAUUUUGUGGUUGCUUUCUGAUGAAAAAUAGUUGAUGAGGUAUAAUUAUCUUUCUAAUCCAUUAUGUUAUUUUGAUUAAAGGAAAAAGAGGAAAAGGUUUGGACUACAUUCAUCAAUAUGGAGGAAAAUUUAACAUGUUAUGUGUACUUGAAACCAACUCAGCAACAAGCUAAUUCAAGGCUUAAGGUGCAGAGGUGUUAUUCUUUAAAAAAGGAACUUACUGAAUCAUAUUUUCGUGCUGUUUAAAAGCACUGAAAGAGGAUGAAUCCGUCCACAUUAAGUAUUUUAACUCAGACUUUCUAGCUUGUUUGUUUCUGAUGGACAUUCUACAACCUGAAUGCAACAGGAGGUAUGAAGCAACUUAAAGCCAUGACAUAUUUAAGCCAACUUUCCAUCAUUACUUUAUAGUGAUAGUUUUUAAUUCAUGUGCUCAUUUGAUGAAGAACUCCACUUGUUACAAAUAAAAAGUUACACAAUUGUUACUGUUAACAGGGGUUUCUGUGAAGAUUCACAUUUUACUUUUUGUCACAACUGUGAAUUUAUGUAUUAUUUUAUCUAGACAGAUAUUUACUGGCAGAUAUUUGUACAUUUACUUUUCAAUAAAUGCAAUAUCAAACAA